Messenger RNA from Rubroshorea leprosula, 1229 nucleotides. NCBI's taxonomy places the organism in Eukaryota, Viridiplantae, Streptophyta, Magnoliopsida, Malvales, Dipterocarpaceae. The record is from the annotation of a GenBank genome assembly.
CUUAAUCCAGACAAAUCUGAAAAAGAAACAAGAGAACAUGGCUGCCUCCACAGCAGCUGCUGCUGCUGCUGCUGCUGCUACAAAUGUUUUUGAGAUUGGUAGCUACAGGACUCUGGUCCAGAGAGUGGAGUCUUCUUCAGUGCUGCCUGCUCCACCUCCGAAGCCGCUGCUGAUUGCUAGCCCAAGUGAAGCAGGAGACUUCCCCAUCUUGAUUUUCCUCCAUGGUUACCUCCUCUUCAAUUCUUUUUACUCUCAGCUCAUCCAACAUGUUGCUUCUCAUGGCUUCAUUGCUAUUGCUCCUCAGUUAUACACGUUGGCCGGACCGGAUGCAAGCGAGGAGAUAAACUCCAUGGCCGCAAUCACCAAUUGGCUGUCAAACGGAGGGCUUCAAGGCCUUCUUCCGGCUCACGUCCGCUCUAAUUUAAGCAAGCUCGGACUCGCCGGCCACAGUCGAGGUGGCAAAACAGCUUUCGCUCUGGCCCUUGGAAAAGCGGCAAUUGCCACUACCCUGAAAUUUUCAGUCAUAAUAGGCGUAGACCCAGUUGACGGAAUGGACAAAGGGAAACAAACCCCUCCUCCAGUCCUCACUUAUGUCCCUCAUUCCUUCAAUCUCGACGCGGCGGUGAUGGUCAUCGGUUCCGGCCUUGGGGAAGUGAAGAAAAAUCCCCUGUUUCCUCCUUGUGCACCCAAGGGAGUGAACCAUGAAGAUUUCUUUAGAGAAUGUCGACCACCUGCUUGUCAUUUUGUCGCAAAGGACUAUGGUCAUCUAGAUGUGUUGGAUGAUGUUACUGAAGGGAUAAGAGGGAGAACUAGUUACUGUUUGUGCAAGAAUGGGAAGUCAAGAGAGCCGAUGAGGAAAUUUGUUGGAGGAAUUGUUGUUGCUUUCAUGAAAGCUUAUUUGAAUGGAGAUGAAAGUGAUUUGAUUGCUGUAAAAGAUGGGGUUGAAACUCCGCCAGUGGAGCUUCAAACUGUUGAAUUUCUACCGUGAUGCUUAUAUAAUGCCAGUUGUGAGAUAGCUAUUCAGCGUGGAAGAUUAAUUGUUAGAUUGCCAAUGUUACAGAGGUUCAUCAUGAGCGUUAGAAGAGCUCAAUUGAAUUCAUACGGAGACUUCUGUUUGUUUUUUAUAAAUGUUGUAUACUACUAUAUAAAAUGGUGUCAUUGGAUUGAAUGGUGAUGGACAAUUAUCAAAGUUACUCCCUCAUAUAUUUUGAUAAAUUUAAUUUGACAUU